Molecule: messenger RNA, 1660 nt
Organism: Pelmatolapia mariae (spotted tilapia)
Lineage: Eukaryota; Metazoa; Chordata; Actinopteri; Cichliformes; Cichlidae
Product: GTPase IMAP family member 4-like
Exons: 2
Coding region: 38-1651 (537 amino acids)
Molecular function (GO): GTP binding; protein binding
Source: RefSeq, a predicted model, not a curated record
ACACCAUUAUACAGCUACAACAUUUUUACAUGCACAAAUGGAGAAAGUCUUACAACUAAAGAUGAACAUGGUCACUGGUGGAGAACAGGACUCAGACUGUCUCAGGAUUGUGGUGAUUGGGAAGACCGGCUGUGGAAAGAGCUCUACAGGAAACACCAUUUUAGGAAGAGAUGAGUUUAAGGCUGAAUCAAGUCAAAUAUCAGUCACAACAUGGUGUCAGAAGGCAAAGAGUGAGGUGGACGGUCGUCCUGUUGUUGUAGUUGACACUCCUGGUCUGUUUGACACAACUCUGACCAAUGAUGAAGUUCAUGAGGAGAUGGUGAAAUGUGUCAGUCUCCUGGCUCCAGGACCACAUGUCUUCUUGCUGGUGUUGCAGGUUGGCAGAUUCACAGCAGAGGAGAAAGAGACCCUUACACUCAUCAAGAAAGCCUUUGGGAAGAAUUCUGAAAAGUUCACCAUCGUUCUUUUAACCAGAGGAGAUGAUCUGGAACGUCAGGGAGAGUCUAUUGAUGAUUACAUCAAGAACAAAUGUCACAGUUCCUUUCAGAAGCUGAUCCAUAACUGCGGAGGAAGAUACCAUGUGUUCAAUAACUCUGAGAAACAAAACCGCACACAAGUCAGUGAGCUGAUAGCAAAGAUUGACACCAUGGUGAAGGACAAUGGAGGAAGCUUCUACACCAAUGAGAUGCUGCAAGAGGCUGAAGCAGCAAUAAAGAAGGAGAUGCAGAGGAUCCUGAAGGAGAAGGAAGAAGAGAUUCAGAAGGAAAAGGAAGAGAUUGAAAGAAGAUAUAAAGAGAAAAUGGAAACCAUGAAGAAAAGAUUGGAUGAAGAGAGAGAAAAAAUGGAAAAAGAGAGAAAAAAGAAAGCCAACGAACUCGAGGAAAUGGAAGGGAAAAUCAAGUUGGAACAAGAAAAGAGAAAGAAAGAAGAGGAAAUCAGAGAACAAGAGAGAAAGGAAAAGGAAGCUGAAGAAGAAAAACUUCGAGAGAACUUUAUAAAGCAACUUCAAAAGUUGGACAAUGAAAUUCAGUUAGAAAAAGAGGAGAAGAAAAGUGUUGACAGAAAGCUGGAAGAGACCAGAGAAGAGAUGAGAAGAAAACAAGAGGCCUGGGAGAAGACAUUGAAAGAAGAGCGUGAGAAACAAAGGCAAGAAGAUGAAGAGAGAUGGCAGUCCGAGAAGCAGAGAAUAGAAAAACUGCAGCAAGAUUACAAUCAAGAAAAACUAUUAUAUGAACAAAACAAACAAAAAGAGGAUCAGCGUCGAAGAGAACAGGAGGAACAAAAGUUAAAAGAAUUGGAGAAAGGUUACAAGAAAUCUCUGGAAGAUCUAAAGAAGAAUUAUGAAGAAGAAGCCAGAAAGAAAGCAGAAGAGUUCAAUGAAUCCCAAAAGAAAUACAUGGAGGAAAUAGCAGCUCAGAAGGAAGAACACGAGAAGGAAAUGAAUGACUUAGUGAAACGUGUGACCAAAAAGAGUGAAAACCUGAAAAAGAUCAAGAAUUUAGUGGAAAAACAUGAGAAACAAAUGAAGAAUGCAAAAAAUGAGGAGGAUAAGGAAGAACUACAGGAAAAACAUGAAAAACAAUUAAGUGAACUGAUGCAAGAAAUCUUGAACCAAGGGACCAAUGACUCAUCAGCCUGCAGCAUUUUAUGAAGACCUGAU